This is a messenger RNA of Striga asiatica, 673 nucleotides long. The record is from the annotation of a GenBank genome assembly. NCBI's taxonomy places the organism in Eukaryota, Viridiplantae, Streptophyta, Magnoliopsida, Lamiales, Orobanchaceae.
CUUAACACACUGUUGCUGUCGGGCUUGGAGAGGGCAAAGGGCCUAAGGCAAAAGUUGGCACCGCUUAAUCGAUCUGCUUUCGCUAGAAAUUUGAAGAUCUUGCUCAAUCAAAGCAGAAUUUCAUCGAAUUUUCGUUGGGAUCGUCUCAAAUUAGUGUGGAAAAAGAAAGAUUCUAUACUAGAAAUGGAUUUGGGGGAGCUUUUGGCAAUCUUCGGGCCUGGCAUCGCCGGCGCUGUUUUCGGAACCGGCUGGUGGUUUUGGGUCGACGCCGUUGUCUGUAGCUCAGUCAAAAUACCGUUCGUGCACUAUCUUCCUGGAAUAUUUGCGUCUUUAGCUGCUUUGAUGUUCAAUUGCGUGAGGAAAGAUGAUAUCGAUUACUCGCCCUAUGAAGAAGGUGAAUGGAGGUUGAAACUUUGGCUUUUCAUUGCAUAUGUUGUGUCGUUUGUCUCGUUGGCUGCUUCAGUUGGCCUAUUGAUACAAGAUGCCCUUGUGGAAUCUGGGCCUUCGGCUUGGACAGGAAUUGCAGGUGUUCUUCAAUGCGUAUUUGUUCUAAUCAGUGGCCUGAUUUAUUGGAUUUCCCAUUCAGAAUAACCGAUCUUUGUCACUAAUGCAAAUAGUAUCUUGUUUGGAUAUUGUGAUUAUUCUGCUCUGAACAGGCAUGCAUCGGUUUCUU